CGCUUUGUCCCAAUCGAGCAAAGAGAACACACAGUCCCCACUAAGAGGAGCAGCAGCUUCGGAAGAGUGUAGAGAAGCGAGGCAGCGAUCAGAUCUCCUCCCACGAUCUGCCCCCUCCGACCGAUAGCUCUGCGAUCGAUACCCCUCGUGAGCUCUCGCCUCCCUCUUCCGGCUCCGUGUUCCCCUCUUUUCCAGCUGGAGCCCGCCGCUUUCUCGUGAUUUCGUGAAGGAACGCGGCCCCUUCUGGGCUUUAAGCUGCCCCAUCCGCCUGAAUUCGCUGCGGGUCGGGUUCUUGGGUGCUUCUUGGCUAGAUUUGGUGCCACCGUCUGGCGAGGUUGUAGAAUUGGUGGGUGGAGUAGGUAAAAUGCAGGGCUUUACGAUGAAUUGCUCGGCAAUGGUCGUUCCUGGUGCCGAUUCCGCCGAUUGGAGUUAGUUUGGGCGUAAAAGGCUGCUUCUUGGAGUCGAUCUGCUAGUUUUCUUUAAUCUUCUUGUCGUGGUUUCAUUGGCACUGCUGGUUUUGUGCUGGAAGGGGUUUAGUGUCCUUGAUUUGAUACUCUUUUGUUGGAUCUGUUGCUCGUCUUCUACUUCGGCACUUCACUCUUACCUUAUAGUCUCUCGUUACUACGAUGCCAAAAUUUUUUAGGAUUUUGACUUGACAGCACGUUGAUUCUUUACUUCAACCAGUCACUGUCUUUAGAUAACGAGAUACAGUCGGUAGGAUAUCGUCUAUUUGAUAUGGUUGGGGGAGUUGGCCAUCAUUGCAUUUUUUGGUUUUAAUGUUUUUGCUCUCAAUUCUUAAUAGACUUAGCUGGUUGCUUCAAUGUGGUGUAUUUUUAGUUCGAUCUGCACACAAUUUUGGAUUUUAGGCUGGAGUAAGUCACUGUUGAGGUUCUUUAGCUCCAGCGACUUUGGUAUAGUUGGGCCUUGAUGUCUUUCCCUGACAGCAGUUUCAUUCAAUUAAAAUUCCCAGUUGGCCCACAUGAUUAUUGUCAGCAAGAACUGGAUUUGCUUAUCCCCUGCUAUACCAUAACUCAUCUUUCUAUUUGUAACAGUCUGCAGCAUAAGGUCGUUCCAGAGGUCCAAAAUCUUUCUUCUUGACAAGCAGCAUCCUUGUUGCAUGUUUCAUCAGUCCACUGGAAUAAUAUUUCUUUGUCCUACAAGGUAUACAGAGCUGACCCACUACCAUCUUGACUCUUCUUAGUCCAAUACAAUGGACAAAGUAUGUAUCUAGAAUCUAGAUUGAGUCUUUUGAAGCACAGGUUCAAAAUCGAGCUGUAAAUGGCUAUCACAGAUACCCAGAAUCCAUUAUUGGGUGAAACCACAUGUGGGUCUUUGCUGCAGCAGUUGCAGCUAUUAUGGGAUGAGGUUGGUGAGUGUGAUGAAGAACGUGAUAGAAUGCUGCUUCAGCUAGAACAGGAGUGCUUGGAGGUUUACAAGAGGAAAGUUGAGCAGGCGUCAAAGACAAGAGCGCUUCUUCUCCAGUCCUUGGCUGAUUCAAAAGCUGAACUCAUCAGACUUCUUUCUGCUCUAGGGGAAAAAUCUUUCAUUGGCAUUCCUGAUAAGUCCUAUGGCACAAUCAAGGAGCAACUAGCAGCUAUAGCACCACUUCUGGAGCAAAUGUGCAAGCAGAAAGAGGAUAGGAUAAGAGAAUUUUCUGAUGUGCAACUACAAAUUGAGAAAAUCCGUGGAGAAAUUGCUGGAAAUUUGAAGAUUGGUGAGCAAAUUGGGACAACAGUUGAUGAGGAGGAUUUGUCACUGAAAAAGCUGGAUGAGUACCAGUUCCAACUGCAAGAACUUCAGAAAGAGAAGAGCGAUAGGCUGCAUAAGGUCCUUGACUUUGUCAGCACAGUGCAUGACCUCUGUGCAGUUCUGGGGUUAGAUUUCUUUGGUACUAUAAUAGAAGUUCAUCCUAGUUUAAAUGACUCUGUUGGUGUACAAUCAAAGAGCAUCAGCGAUGAUACCUUAUCCAAGCUUUCUAGCAUGGUCACAGCACUUGAAGAAGACAAGAAAACGAGGCUACGAAAGCUUCAAGAGUUAGCUGCUCAGCUUACUGAUCUUUGGAAUCUGAUGGACACACCAAUGGAGGAACAAAGUUUGUUUAGUCAUGUAACAUGUAAUAUAUCUGCUACAGUGGAUGAGGUUACCAUUCCUGGAGCUCUCGCCCUUGACCUGAUUGAACAGGCGGAAGUGGAAGUUGAAAGGCUAGAUCAGCUAAAGGCAAGCAAGAUGAAGGAAAUAGCUUUUAAGAAACAAACUGAACUUGAAGACAUUUAUGCUCGUGCUCACAUAGACAUAGACUCUGCAGCUUCAAGAGAUAAGAUAUUGGCUCUAAUUGACUCUGGAAAUGUUGAACCUUCAGAAUUACUAGCAGAAAUGGAUCAUCAGAUACUGAAAGCUAAAGAGGAAGGGAUGAGCCGAAAAGAAAUAUUGGAAAAGGUUGAAAAAUGGAUGUCAGCAUGCGAAGAAGAAAGCUGGCUUGAAGACUACAGUCGGGAUGAUAAUAGAUAUAACUCAAGUAGAGGUGCACAUUUAAAUCUCAAGCGCGCAGAAAAAGCUCGGAUAUUGGUUAACAAGAUUCCAGCUCUUGUUGAUAUGCUAAUUGCCAAGACUCGAGCAUGGGAGGAGGAUCGUGGCAUGUCAUUCAUGUACGACGGUGUUCCACUUCUUGCUAUGCUAGACGAAUAUACCUUGCUAAGGCAGGAAAGAGAGGAGGAAAAACGAAGGCAGAGGGAUCAGAAGCGCAUUCAUGAGCAACUUGCCACUGAAAAAGAAGCUUUGUUUGGUUCAAGGCCAAGUCCAGCCAGGCCACUUGGUCCAAAGAAGGUGAUGGGCCCUCAUGCAAAUGGCGGCGCAUCUAAUGGAACCCCUAGUCGGCGGCUAUCCCUUAACGCCAACCAAGGCAGCAUGAACGGCGUCAGAUCCAUGAGCAGGGAUGGAAAAAGAGACAGUAACAGGCCAGCAGCUCCAGUGAACUAUGUUGCCAUAGCAAAAGAGGAUGCAGCCUCCCAAAUGUGUGUCACUGAGCAAGCUCCUGCUUCACCAUGAGUUGUUGCCAUGAAUAUGUUUGCGCCUUUUCUUCUUAACCUGAUGCAGUCUUUUGUUAGGUUGUGAUGAGUUGUGGAGAGUGACUGUGUUCAGGGUUGAGGAGUGACUGUAAUCAGGGUUUUGAUACUCUUCUUUAAUUGGCCUGUUGACUUUUGAGAACAUAAUAUUCUAUUAUUGUAAGAUUCCAUA
This is a messenger RNA of Musa acuminata AAA Group (dessert banana), 3234 nucleotides long. RefSeq names its product 65-kDa microtubule-associated protein 1-like. Lineage: Eukaryota; Viridiplantae; Streptophyta; Magnoliopsida; Zingiberales; Musaceae. Gene Ontology annotation, biological process: cytokinesis by cell plate formation; microtubule cytoskeleton organization. Gene Ontology annotation, cellular component: spindle; cytoplasm. Gene Ontology annotation, molecular function: microtubule binding. The transcript has 9 exons. Bases 1279 to 3045 code for a protein of 588 amino acids. The record is from RefSeq and is a predicted model, not a curated record.